AUGGGGUCAUCGUUCCACCCCUGUCUUCCUCAGCCCCUAUGGGUUCAUCGUUCCACCCCUGUCUUCCUCAGCCCCUAUGGGUUCAUCGUUCCACCCCUGUCUUCCUCAGCCCCUAUGGGUUCAUCGUUCCACCCCUUGUCUUCCUCAGCCCCUAUGGGUUCAUCGUUCCACCCCUGUCUUCCUCAGCCCCUAUGGGUUCAUCGUUCCACCCCUGUCUUCCUCAGCCCCUAUGGGUUCAUCGGUCCACCCCCUGUCUUCCUCAGCCCCUAUGGGUUCAUCAUUCCACCCCCUGUCUUCCUCAGCCCCUAUUGGUUCAUCGGUCCACCCCCUGUCUUCCUCAGCCCCUAUGGGUUCAUCGUUCCACCCCCUGUCUUCCUCAGCCCCUAUGGGUUCAUCGUUCCACCCCCUGUCUUCCUCAGCCCCUAUGGGUUCAUCGGUCCACCCCCUGUCUUCCUCAGCCCCUAUGGGUUCAUCAUUCCAACCCCUGUCUUCCUCAGCCCCUAUGGGUUCAUCGUUCCACCCCCUGUCUUCCUCAGCCCCUAUGGGUUCAUCGGUCCACCCCCUGUCUUCCUCAGCCCCUAUGGGUUCAUCAUUCCACCCCCUGUCUUCCUCAGCCCCUAUGGGUUCAUCGGUCCACCCCCUGUCUUCCUCAGCCCCUAUGGGUUCAUCAUUCCACCCCUGUCUUCCUCAGCCCCUAUUGGUUCAUCGGUCCACCCCCUGUCUUCCUCAGCCCCUAUGGGUUUAUCGUUCCACCCCUGUCUUCCUCAGCCCCUAUGGGUUCAUCGUUCCACCCCUGUCUUCCUCAGCCCCUAUGGGUUCAUCGGUCCACCCCCUGUCUUCCUCAGCCCCUAUGGGUUCAUCAUUCCAACCCCUGUCUUCCUCAGCCCCUAUGGGGUUCCACCCCCUGUCUUCCUCAGCCCCUAUGGGUUCAUCGGUCCACCCCCUGUCUUCCUCAGCCCCUAUGGGUUCAUCAUUCCACCCCCUGUCUUCCUCAGCCCCUAUGGCCCCUAUGGGUUCAUCGUUCCACCCCCUGUCUUCCUCAGCCCCUAUGGGUUCAUCGUUCCACCCCUGUCUUCCUCAGCCUAG
This is a messenger RNA of Oncorhynchus tshawytscha (Chinook salmon), 1086 nucleotides long. RefSeq names its product extensin-1-like. The coding region runs from base 1 to 1086 and encodes 361 amino acids. The transcript is spliced from 2 exons. The record is from RefSeq and is a predicted model, not a curated record. NCBI's taxonomy places the organism in Eukaryota, Metazoa, Chordata, Actinopteri, Salmoniformes, Salmonidae.